Molecule: messenger RNA, 507 nt
Organism: Blumeria graminis f. sp. triticale
Lineage: Eukaryota; Fungi; Ascomycota; Leotiomycetes; Helotiales; Erysiphaceae
Source: the annotation of a GenBank genome assembly
AUGGGUAUUUGCUACUCAUGCCUUGGCUAUGUUCGAGAUGAAGACUUUCCUGAAGAGAAUGAUCAUUCGCAAUUGCUCUACAACGGCCCUCACGGACAGCUUUAUGGUAGCUUCGGCGACAUUAGCGCUGAUAGCUUAUUUGAAGAUCCUAUAGAAGUUCAACGCGCGAACGAGGCUUUACAAAACAUUGUAUCACAAACAUCAGAACACUUAGUUGACAUAUUUGCCAUCACUCCUCAAGACCUACCGUUAUCGAUUCCUACCAUACACUUUCCCGCCCGAGAAGCUCAACUUUCUCAAUUUAGGAAUAUAAUAUCUAAGCUCCCUCUUGAAGAGCCUAGUAAUGGAUCUUACAACAAAGUCUUUAACUCUCAGCCUUGCAGCUAUGAUGCUUGGAUGUCUGAUGAGGAAAAUGAUGAGAAAUCUGAAAACUAUCCAACUGUUAAAUUAAAAGGAAUAGGAUCUCUAUUAGGGAGGUUUGCAGAUUACGAUUCAGUUAAUCCAUGA